AUGACAGUGCAGCAAAAUGGCUCACGGCCAGCUGGGCCACUGCGCAUCCUCGUUGCGAACCGCAACGAGAUUGCCGUCCGCAUCCAGUCGUCGAUCCAGCACCUUGGCCACAUCCCGCUCGGCAUUUACACUGCAUCGGAGGGUGUGUACGCGCCGCACCUGCUGCAUCUGCCACUCGAGUCACGCGUGCAGAUCCCCGGCGAUGGAGCGGCGGCGUACCUCGACAUCGCCGGGGUCAUCGGCGCUGCCAAGGAAGGAGGCGCCGACGCGGUUAUUCCCGGCUACGGCUUCCUGUCUGAGUCGCCAGCGUUCGCGGCUGCUGUCCAACAAGCCGGGCUACUCUGGAUCGGACCGAGGCCUGAGACACUAGCCCUCUUCGGAGACAAGUACGCGUCAAAGCAGUUUGCGCAGCAAUGCAGCGUUCCCGUGCUGUCGAGUACGUCGAGCAACGCGUCUCUAGACGAGAUUCGCGAGUUUGCAAAGAAACUCCCUCCCGGAACAAAGGCGAUCCUCAAGGCACUUGAAGGUGGGGGUGGGCGUGGCAUCCGCAUUGUGCACGACAUGGCGGACAUCCAGGAGGCGUAUGAGGGAUGCAAGCGCGAGGCGAUGAGCUCGUUCGGGAGCGACAAGGUGUUUGCUGAACCGUUCCUCCACGGCGCACGCCAUAUCGAGGUACAGGUCGUCGGCGAUGGGCAGGGCAACGCUGUCGACGUCGGCGAGCGUGAGUGCACUCUUCAGCGGAGGCACCAGAAGCUCAUCGAGCUCUGUCCCUCGCCUACACUCGCGCGGCUUCCCAAACUACGGGCCGCCAUCAUCAAGUCGGCCCUCGACAUCGCCAAGGCUGGCAAGCUCCUGUCUCUCUCGACAAUCGAGUUCCUCUUUGUGGCCCCGGCCAACGGGCAUGAAGGCCACUACUACUUCCUCGAGUGCAACCCCCGCUUGCAGGUUGAGCACACCGUCACAGAGGAGGCGUAUGGCGUCGAUCUUGUGGCGACGCAGAUCCGCCUCGCUCUCGGCGAGCCUCUCAAGGACGUGCUUCCUCCCACGCCGGCUGUUGCGCCUCGCGCCGCACUUCAGUUGCGCAUCAAUGCCGAGAAGCUGCAGCCCGACGGCACAGCCGUGGGCACGACUGGUGCACUGACGGCAUUCCUGACACCGAGCGGCAAGGGCAUCCGUGUCGACACGGCCGCGCACCCUCCCCUCGGCGGUGCGGUAGGAACCUAUCGGCAGGGCUUGGCGUUCGACUCUCUGCUGGCCAAAAUCAUCAUCGUUGGCCCCGACUACACAAGUAACAUUGCACGCGCCAGACGCGCGCUCGAGCAGCUCCGCGUCGCUGGCGUACAGACCAACCGCGCUCUGCUCCUCGCUCUUACAGAGGACGAGCGCGUUGUAACGAACCGCGACAUCAGCACGCGCUUCGUGGAGCAGAACUCGGAAGCGCUCUACACGCGCGUCCAGGCGCUCGAGAAGCAAUGGGCGGAGGAGGCAGCGGCUGCCCCGGGCGGAGCAGUGGAGGUCGAGAUGAAGAGCUCCCUGCCUCCGGCGGGCCCGGGUGAGACGUAUGUCAAGGUUCAUCUCCCUGGCCGGCUUGUCAACUUGGCACUCAAGGACGGCGCGACUAUCCGCAAGGGCGACACGGUCGCAAUUCUCGAGAGCAUGAAAAUGGAGCACACGGUGCGCUCCGAGGUGUCGGGAAUAGUGGUCAAGACGCUCGCCAAGGAGGGCGACAACCUGGAUGAUGGGGCGGCUGUCGCACUCCUUGCGGUCAGUGAGGGAGUUGAUGACGGGGCUGGCUCGAAUGAUACCGCGUCUAAGAUCGACCUCGACUCAAAGACCGACUCACUCCUCGAGCUCGAGAGCAUCCGAGCCGAUAUGCAGGACGACAGCAAGGUUCGCGCCAAGGCAACGCAGCGCCGUCGAGACCGCGGGUACCGCACGGCACGCGAGAAUAUGACCCACCUCGUCGACUACGGCACGUUCCUCGAAUAUGGCGACUUUGCGCUUGCCGCUCAGCGCACGCGUCUCUCGCCUGAAGCAUUGGUGGCGACGCGCAACGACGGUGUCAUCGUCGGCUGGGGCAAGGUCAACGGCCGCCGCACCGCCAUCUGCAUGUACGACUAUGGUGUAUUGGCGGGGACGCAGGGCUACUUCCACCACCAGAAGCUCGACCGUCUGUUUAGCUCCGUGCUGGCCAGCCCUGCGCCGCUGGUGCUCUACGCCGAGGGUGGCGGGGGUCGGCCUGGUGAUGUUGACCUCAUCCACCAGAAGGUUGCCGGGCUACACGGGCCGUCAUUCACGCUCCUCGCACACAUCAACGCGCGCGGUAUUCCCAUCAUCGGCGUUGGUAAUGGCUACCUGUUCGCAGGCAACGCUGCGCUCCUCGGCACCUCGGACUUUAUCAUCGCGACGAGCAAUAAGGGCACUAGUAUUGGCAUGGGCGGGCCGGCGAUGAUCGAAGGCGGAGGUCUAGGUGUAUUCGCGCCUGAAGACGUCGGGCCCAUAAGCUCGCACCUAGAGAACGGCAACGUCGACAUUGUUGCCAAGGAUGAAGAGGAGGCCACGAAUGUCGCCAAGGCGCUGCUCGGCUUCUUCCAGGCUCGCCCGCCCGCACCGCCCCGCUCGGACGACUUUUACUGGACACGCGACCCGCGUCUUUUCCGGCACGCCAUCCCCACGGACCGUAAGAGGGCGUACGAUAUGCACGGCAUCCUGGACUUGCUGAGCGACGACGACACACCGUUCCUUGAGAUUGGGCCCCACUGGGGCCAAUCGCUGAUCACGGGCUUCAUUCGUGUGCAAGGCCAGACGGUCGGCGUGGUUGCGAGCAACGUCCUCUCGCCUCUCGGCGGCGCGAUCGACGCCCCAAGUGCCCGCAAAGCGACGCGCUUCAUGAACAUCCUCUCCAAGACGCGUGCCGGCCACCUCCUCGCGCUCUGUGACACGCCCGGCUUCAUGGUUGGCCCGCGCGCCGAACCGGAAGGGGGUCUGCGUGCGUUCGCAGACUACUUUGCAGCAGGCGCACGCUUCAUCGACGAGGGCGGCCAGAUCUUUGGUGUCACCAUUCGUAAGGCGUAUGGGCUCGGUGCGCAAGCGCUGCUCGGCGGCAGCACGCACGUGCCGUUCCACAGCGUGGCGUGGCCCAGCGGCGAGUUUGCCGGCAUGGGCAUCGAGGGCGCCGUGCGGCUUGGCAUGAAGAAGGAGCUCGAGGCUAUUGCCGACCUCGAGCAGCGCGCCAAGCAGGAGCAGGUGUUCAUCGACGAGAUGUACGCGCGCGGACGAGCUAUCAACAUGGCCCAGAGCACGGAGAUUGACAGCGUCAUCGACCCUGCCGAGACGCGCGACUGGGUCAUCCGCUGCCUGGAGGCGGUUGAGCGCCGGUCAGGCUUCGACCCCAACACGGGCAAGCGGUCCAAGUUGUAA
Cutaneotrichosporon cavernicola is the source of this 3420-nucleotide messenger RNA. RefSeq lists its product as uncharacterized. Lineage: Eukaryota; Fungi; Basidiomycota; Tremellomycetes; Trichosporonales; Trichosporonaceae. Gene Ontology annotation, molecular function: ATP binding; ligase activity; metal ion binding. Bases 1 to 3420 code for a protein of 1139 amino acids. The transcript is spliced from 2 exons. The record is from RefSeq and is a predicted model, not a curated record.